GUGUGUGUGUGUGUGUGUGUGUGUGUGUGUGUGUGUGUGUGUGUGUGUGUGUGUGUGUGUGUGUGUGUGUGUGUGUGUGUGUGUGUGUGUGAACACAGCUCAUAACUUGACAGCAGUAUUUAUCAGUGUGAGCCAGCUGUCACACUCACUAUACUCUUCUAAAAAUCAGCCAGAAGAGGGAAAUUCGUCUCCAGAGAACGUCUAGAAACGAAGGUUGGUAACCAUGACAACGUACCUGCUCCUGUGUCUUCUCUUACUCGGAGGUCACAGGUCAUUGGCGUGCCCCCACCCUUGCUCCUGUCAGGGUGGCCGGGUGGACUGCAGCGGCAGGUCUCUCACUUCCGGCUCCCUGCCCUCCAGUUUCCCGACCGGAACCGCCGAGCUGCGUCUCCAUGACAACCUGCUCAGCACCCUCCCCAACGGGCUGCUGGACGACCUGACGUCCCUGCGCUCCGUCUCCCUUUACGGCAACCCCUGGAUAUGUGACUGCGGCAUCCUCUACCUGCGAGCCUGGCUGAGACGUCAGACCACCGACGUCGCGUCCUACCUGGCGGUGAACUGCAGUUCUCCUCCCAGCCUGAGGGGGCGCUCUGUGGCGUAUCUGACCGAGGAGGAGGUGCUGGAGUCCUGCCACUACUGGUACUGCAACCUGGCCCUGGCCUCUCUGGGCUCCCUGGUGGUGUUCGUGGCGGUGCAGGGGUCUCUGCUGGUGGCUCUCAUCGUUUUCCUGAAGCGGUUCGAAAGGCUGACGAAGGAGGCCAAGCGGACCACGGAAGAGAGCUUCACGGCCGGGGAUGGACUCAGAGAAAACGACUAUGAGCGUUUAAAGGACAGCAGCAUCUGAGAUGAAUAUGACCAUAAAUUGUAUUUUUAUCCAGUAGCUGUAAAACUGUCAAAACAAUCUGCAUUGAGUCUGUAUUUCAGCUCCUUUUUCGAGAAACAAUAUCAGUUAGUUUGUUUAUAACGGCUUUAUUAGGGUCAAGAAGAAAAACAGACAAAAAUAAAAAGUAACUUGAACAUUUCUGAGUUUCAAAACUCCAAAGAUGUUUGACUUUUUGAGAUUUCUGAGUUUUUUUCUAGAAAAUUGUUUCACUUUUAAAAUCAGAAUUAGCUUUUUUUGUGGAAUGUUUUGGUCUUAUCUAGCAAAUUUGAGACUUUUCCCACAAUUUUUAAAUAUAAAAUAUCUGAGAUUCUCAAAUGUUCUGUGUUUUUAUAGCACAACCAGAAUAUUUGCUGCAGGUUUGCUAUCAAACCCAGCAAAUUUUUUUAUGAAAAAAUGGUGGGUCUGAAAACAAACUGGGUUUGUUGGGUUUUCAAACUCAAAAAUGUAGAAACCCAGACUCAGACAUUUACAAGCUUCUUUCUAGAAGAAAUUCUGAGAUUAAUCUCAACAUUUGUGAUAUUUUCCUAGCAAAUUUUAAAUUUUUCAAAUGCAUAAAUUUUUACUUUUUUCUAGAAAAACAAAUUUUCAACCUUUAAACGCAGAAAUUUCCUUGUUUUUCUGAAAAAAUAUCUGAGAUUAUUUUCAAAAUUUCUUAUUUUUUU
Molecule: messenger RNA, 1545 nt
Organism: Poeciliopsis prolifica (blackstripe livebearer)
Lineage: Eukaryota; Metazoa; Chordata; Actinopteri; Cyprinodontiformes; Poeciliidae
Gene: gp1bb
Product: glycoprotein Ib platelet subunit beta
Exons: 2
Coding region: 224-844 (206 amino acids)
Source: RefSeq, a predicted model, not a curated record